GUCCACGAGGACGCGAGGAACAAGAUGAUGAAGUCUCGGUCCCCCUCAUUCUCAAAAUUUGUAGGAACCGGCAAUGGCAAGCCUCGCGGCGGUGGUCGCGGAGGCAUUUUGACUACGAGCAGUAAGGGCUGGAAUAUAGCGAGCAGGAGCAAUGUCAGGAGGCGAAAGAAAAAUGCUCAACAAAAUGAGGAUUUGGCUGUUCACUAUAAUCAAGUGUACCAAAUGAAGAUUCGCGGAGAGGGCGAAGCCAAUUUUCGUGGUGACAAGUUGCUGGUCAUUUUUACAUCGCCUACGCAGCGAAGCGGUCGCGUGUCUUUCGGAGACGAUAUUCACGUACUCUCCACGCCCAUGCAGGGCAUCUGCCGAUGCUGUGGGUCAAGACCCAAACGAAUUUUUGAGGACGAUCAUGAAUGGAACUCAGCUUCGUCAUGCGCGGCCAUAACCUCUAGAAAUCGAAAUCAUGAUCAGCAUGAUGUGGUGCUGAAUAUAAUGAGCAAUCAAGCAACUUCUACCCAGCAACAACAACUUUUGAGGCGUCAUCGACGUACGAAGGACGAUCUCAAGCUGCGUGACAGAAAUCGUCAAGGAUCGACGACGUCGAGGAAGGCAAAUCAUGAUCAAGGAAAGCACCUACGCUCAGCACUGCGUUCCCGAGUCGCUGACGAGUCAUCGAUCCCGAUAAUGGCAGCGAGAGUGGACCCCGACAGCUCAUUUGGUCGUGACGAAAUUCUUG
Amoebophrya sp. A25 is the source of this 733-nucleotide messenger RNA. The record is from the annotation of a GenBank genome assembly. NCBI's taxonomy places the organism in Eukaryota, Dinophyceae, Syndiniales, Amoebophryaceae.